AUGAUCAACUACUCUAGAUCACCACGGGCUUCCCCGAUCGUGGUGAUCAUCAAGAAGAAUAGAGUGGAUAUCAGGUUGUGUAUCGAUUAUCGGCUGGUUAACAGCUUAACUCAGCUGAUGGUCUACCCAAUAUCCUUGAUGAACGACCUACUUGAAGAUCUGGAGUCGGCACUUUGGUACUGUUCUUUGGAUAUGGCGAGUGGAUUUUGGGUAGUGAAACUGACGGAUCGUGCUCGAUUGACCUCGGCAUUUGUCACUCCCUUUGAGUUAUUUGACUGGAAUCGGAUGUCUUUCGGCUUGAAGAAUGCGCCCCAGAUCUAUCAACGUAUGAUCGACAACGCGCUAUAUGGAUUCACCCGGAUCUCGAAGCCUGAAGAUCACGGAGGAACUUUGGAUGACGAGGAACCGGUGGAUCCAGGGAAGCCGUCGAUGCUUGGGCGUAGAUCAUAUGUCGACGACAUCCUGAUCCCAGCCAAUAACUGGGAUCAACUAUGUGACCGAGUCGAAGGUUUACUCGAAGCCUGUGAUAAGUGGAACCUGUCGGUCAGUGUGGUCAAGAGUUUCUGGGGAAUGUCUAAGGUGGAAUAUCUGGGUCAUAAGGUCUCCCAUAAUGAAUUGGAGACGAACCCGAAAGAUCUAUCGGCGUUGACGGAUCUAGCAUUCCCGGGAUCACUUCGAGCUAUGCAGACAUUUUUGGGGAGUCUGAAUUAUUACAGCCGAUUUAUUGAAGACUAUCCGAUUUAUGCGUCAACCUUGGAUCUGGAGGCGCAAGAUCUUACCAAAGUGGAUCCGCGUUGUAUCCACGCUUACCGGUCCUUCAGGAUGCAUAAGGCUAAGCUUGCUACUACUCCGACCUUACAUCACUUUGAUCGAGAUCGGAGAGCAACGGUCGUGGUGUACGCUCGUGAUUGGGCUAUCUCGGGAUCACUGAUGCAGGAAUACGACAAGAUCUACUAUCCCGUGAUGUUCGCGAGCCGUACUCUGAAAUCGAAUGAGCUGAAUUACGGAAUGGCGGAGAAGGAGGUACUAGUCCUCCUAAGGAUCCUGGAACUUAACUACAACGCACUGGUCGGACGUCCGAUCCAUGUGUUGACCCAACACUCUACGUUGGCGUGGCCCUUCAGAUCCACAGUCCUACAAGGACGUUUUGGACAGUGGGCUGCUCUAUUGUCGCCCUGGACGAUUGAGACCACCAAGUGUGUCAUAGGAGAGGACGAGAUCUUAGGGUCAUUGGCGGCCCGUAUUACCCCUAGAUCCGAAAUGGAUAAAGCAUUAAUCUCGAUUGCCCCCAAAAUGGAGCCAAGACGCAAGAUCCAAGCUCCGAUCCCCACUAUUAGACGCGAUGAGAGGCUAUACGUCGUUAGUUUCGAUGGAUCUGCUCGUGUCAAGAGAGGUGAAGGCGGCUAUAGCGCGAACUUGUAG
Messenger RNA from Phytophthora megakarya, 1422 nucleotides. The record is from the annotation of a GenBank genome assembly. Lineage: Eukaryota; Oomycota; Peronosporomycetes; Peronosporales; Peronosporaceae.